Molecule: messenger RNA, 4833 nt
Organism: Leptopilina boulardi
Lineage: Eukaryota; Metazoa; Arthropoda; Insecta; Hymenoptera; Figitidae
Product: cilia- and flagella-associated protein 43
Exons: 4
Coding region: 1-4833 (1610 amino acids)
Biological process (GO): cilium assembly
Cellular component (GO): axoneme
Molecular function (GO): protein binding
Source: RefSeq, a predicted model, not a curated record
AUGACAACAAAAGAAAAUUGGAAACCAAAUUGGCACCGAGGUGGUAAAGCCACAGACGUUACAUGGAUUGGAAAAUACACAAUGGCAUGGUGUUCUGGUUUAUAUAUUAUAUUUUACAAUAUUAAAAAAAAUCAACAAUUUCUACGAUGGUGUUCAAAAUCGUCAAAUGGCGAAGGUGCUUGUUGUAUAUCAAGUCAUCCAACAUUAAGUAUUUUUGCAUAUGCAGAAAAAAUUAUCAAUCCUCGAAUACUUGUCUAUUCAUAUCCAUCGAUGACUAAAAUAACGGAAUGCAAUGAAGCAAAUAGAAUAGGUUAUUUGGCGACAAUAUUUACAGAAGAUUUUCUAAUAUCAUUGGAUACUUAUCCAAAUUUUACUCUCACUAUUUGGUCCUGGAGAACGGGGGAGCAAUUAAAAUCAAUUAGUACCACGAUACAAGAUGACGAGUGUCAGGUAUUACGUAAAAAUUAUCAACAGACAAUUCUUAUUGCUCAAAUGGGUCAAAAUUUGGGAAAAUUGUGUAUAUGGGACGUUGCUGUUGUGGGAAAGAUGAUAAUUUUAAAAGAUUAUAAAAUUGUUUUACCCAAUGAGGCAUUAGUGAGUGACGUGAAUUGGUGUCCAAAUUCUGAUGAUUUACUUGCCAUCACCGAUAGAGAUGGACAUAUUUAUUUGUCAAAUCGAGAUGGCAGUGUUAUUGAACGAAUUGUCCUGUCGCAACAUUGUGGUGUUUGUCCAACAAUUGAACCACCGGCUAUUUGUUGGUUUGCCAAUGGUAUUGUUCUUAAAACAACAUUUUGUCAAAUUCGUUAUUAUAAGAAAAUUAAUGAUUCUGUUUGGCAGAAAAAGUGGUAUGUUAAAACAACAACAAAACCUUGUGUUCUAACUUCGUUGCCAUUUAGAAAUGAUAGAUUAUUUUUUCAUACUUUGGAAGGACACUUGAUGGAAUUAUCUUUUAUCGAUGGUGAAAAUACACCUUUAAUUGAAACAAGAAUUUUUUACGGAGGAUUUGUAAAAUAUGUUGAUUUCAUAUAUCCCUGGGGACAUCAUUUGGUGAUUGUUGAUAAUUUUGUAUCAAUUGCUAUUAUUGAUUCUGAUGGUGGUAUGGAAAUAAGUAGAUUCGAUUUAGAUUUGGAGAAUAUUACUUGUGUUACAUCACAUCCGGAUUAUCCAAUGGUAGUGGUGACAUCUGAAAAUGGAGAAGUAAUUUUGAUAAGUGUACUUGAUCCAUUGAAACCGAGGAUAUUUGCUCGUUUUCAUUUGCAAAAGGAGAAAUUGGAUUUAUUGAAAUUUUCCCAAUCUGGCAGAUUUUUAUUAGUGGGAAAUAAAGAAACUGGAGUUUUAUAUUGUAUCAAAUUGUCUAAAAAAGAAACCUAUUCAAUAAUUGGAGAAUUGUCAGUAAAAAACUUAAUUUCCGAUUUGUUUGCAUUCGAAACAACAAAUUCGUUGAGAGUUUAUCUUCUACAACAAACAGAAGAUAUACCUGCUAGUAAUCAAUUAUUUGUCUACGAAAUUUUCCAAAAUGAAACCAAAUUUAGAAACAGUUUUAAAGUCAUAAACUUUAGGGAUUAUUUUUGUAAUUUGGAGUACGUUCCUGAAAAUCCGUUUCUACUGAUUGGUACACCUUAUCUAACAAAGCAGCUUCAUGUUUUGAAUCUCAAAAAUUGGCAAGAUUUAAGUAUCGACAGUGUAAUGAAUUCUUGUCAUCAGAUGAAACAAAGCUCUGUGUUUUCUGAUCGAAAUUGGAUCACAACUAGUGGAGCCGAUGGACUUGUUAUUGUACGAGAUAAAAUGAUAGAAACUGCAAAAAUAAUUCUAAUGACUCAUCAUAGAAAAGAUUAUGGUGUUACAAAAUCAAUGAUGAAACCUUCUGGUGAUUUAUUAAUAGCCCUAGGAGCUGAUGGUUCACUUGUAGCGUUGAAAUAUUCCGCAAAGGAUUCAAAAGAUAAGGAACAAUUUCAUGAAGUAUUUUACAAUAAUUAUGAGAAUUCGAAAAAUUUUACAGAUUAUCGUUCCUUGGAUUCGGUGAUAUUUGAUAUGCUUUCACGACCUCUUCAGGAAUUUGCACCAUUGGAAGAGCGUCAAAAUCUAACAUGGCGGGAGUGGAUUCAAAAAAAGAUAAUCCAAGAAGAAGAACUUACGUGUGCAAACAAUAGAGCGGCAAUUUUAUCAGAGUUUGAAAAUAUCAAAACUAAAAUCGUGAAAUUAAUAGAUGAAAAUGAGAAAUAUUUGGAUAUUGAAAAAUUACCGAUAUCGGCUUUUGAUUUGGAUAAAGUAUUACGUGAACAAAAGACAAAAACCGCUAAGGAUGAGAGAGAGGACACUCGUUUGGAAUUGGAGUACAAUUGUAAAAAAAUGGAUGAAUUGUCCGAUUGGCUAAAGGCUAAAUAUUGGGAUUCACAGGUGAAUUUGUCAAAAUCGAUAUUUUCCAUUUUUGGUACAACGGAAGUGGAGAAUUACACUAAUGACUCGUUUAAGCCAUAUCACAAGGAACAACAAAGAUGGGCUGUUUUUAAUAAUGAUAUAAUUAAUCAAUUGAGAAAAAAAGAUUCAUUUGCCCCUUGGCGUUUGUAUACUAAAAUGGAGCUCAAUUUAGAAUUGGAAAAAGUUGGAAGACUACCAAUAGAAGAUGAAAAAGAACGAAUGGAUGCUCUUUUAGAAGCUCAUGAUGAAGAGGCUAAAAGUCAAAAAAACAGAGAAUUGGAAAAUCAAUUGGAUAGUGAAGGAUUAACAACUCAUCGUUACGUGGAGCCAUGUAAUCAAAUUUCUCAAUUUGCCUGCUACAGUUAUUCGCAAUAUUAUUUAGAGAGUAUAUUUCAAGAAAUUGAUGCGACAAAAUUACGUGAUUUUUGGAAUAGUCAAUUUGAAGAAAUGUUUGAAAUGAAGGAACGCGAGAUGUCAUUGAUUCGUGAGAGAAUAGAGAAAAUUGAAUAUAUUGACAGUGAAUUGAGAUUAAUGUUUAGUCAAACUGUACCCGUAAUGCCAAAAUAUCCAAAAUGGGAAUUGAAAGAAAAUCCUGAAAAUAUUAUCACUGUUUACGAUUCUGAGGUAUCAGUAAAACCCUAUAUUUCACCAUCGGAACAGGAAAUUUUAGAUCAAAAAUUAGCCGAAGCGGAACAUAUUAGACUUCUUUUGUUGGCUGAUGAUUUUCGUGAGAAGGCACUGAUGAAAAUGAUGGAUGGUGUUUUGGAAGUUCGUUGGGAAGAUAUUAUCAAAAAAGAUAUUCCAAAACCAGCCUGUUUGCUAAAACCUUCUGAUCAGUAUACAAAAGAAGAUAUUCUCACCAUUAAACAAUACGAAAAAGAUGUCGAAAUUUUAAUUCAAGAACGUGAUAAAUAUCGAAGAAUUUUAGAAAUGGAUUUUGUUAAAAUUAACGAAAUACUUUGGGAAGGAAUUGAUAAAUUUAAUUCUCGUUUGGAAGAAGCAUUUCAGCUAAGAAUGAAAGUCGAAUCAGCAAUAAAACAACAAAAUUUAAAAAACGUUCGCUAUUGUUUACGACAUUUACAUCGACUUGAUUUUACAAAAAAAGAAGAUGAAAUUAGGGAUGAAAUUGAGAUUGAACAAAAAUUAUUGACUGAAUUAAAUAAUGAUAUUCAUUUAAUUCAAAAUGAAAUUCAUGAUCUACAGAUUGUUGAAGAUAAUUUUCAUCUUCGUGAGAAAACAAUGGAGAAAAAAUUUAAAUCCGAAUUUCCAGGACUUAAGAAAGGUGUCUUGGAAAAACUGAAAAAUCACUAUAAACGAAGACCUCGUAUAAUUUGGAAAUAUUUCAGUCCUAAUGAUUUUGUCGAUCUUGGAAAUGCCAUUGUCAUGCUGACAAAACUAGUACAAUUAUCCCCUGAGUGUAUGGAUUAUCUGAAGGGUCUCAAUCAUUUGGAUACUAAACCAGGAAGUUUACCAUCUUCAAUAACUGAUAAUCAUUGGGAAACUUUUGUUCAUCUACGGAGACUUAAGAUUGUCAUUGAGAUGAAUAUUAAAGCACAAGAAUUAAAAAUCAGCAGGGCAAAUAAUAUACUAUUGGAUUUUAAUAAAAAAGCAACAAAUUGUCGACUUCAAAUUGAAAAUCUCAAGAAAAAAUUAAAUGCCUCAAAGCAAGAACGAAUUGAUUAUGAAAGUAAUAUUGAAAUACAAUUGGUUUUAAAAAUGGGACAAGUUGAAAUUAAAUCACAAUUAACGAGUCAAGAUACAAUGAAUAGUGUUUUAAUUCCAAGAUCAGAGAUUUUGAUGGUGAAUGAAAAAAUUUUAGAAAUUGGAACACAAAAGUUGAAUGCAAUUAAACGAACAUUGAAUUUUAAAAGGGGUAUUUCACUUAAAGAAUGGGAGCAUAAAUGUUUAAAAAUGAAAAUUGACGAUUUAAAAGAAGAAUUACAUUCAAUUGAACGAAUUCAAGUUACCAAACAAAUUCAAUUGUUUCUCAAGCGUAAGGCAAGGGGUUUUCCCGAUGAUAAGACACCACAAAAUUUAGAGAGACAAUUGGAAGUCACGAGACGAGCUUCGGAAAAAGUUUUAAACGAUUGGAUUAUAAAAUUGAAGGAUGUUGAGAAACGAAUAGAACAGGUGCAAAUGAAGAAUGAAACGCUCGAUAGUAUGAUUAUGAAAAUGAAUGUGGUUAGAUGUGAGAUGGAGAUGAAACGAGAUCUUAUCGGUGAAGCUAAGCAUCGAGAAGUGUUGGACAAAAAGAUGACGAUAUUUAUGAAAAGAUCAAAUCUCAUUCAAAAAUUACAAGAUGGUUAUGUUGAAUAUUUGUCACUUCAAAAGGAACAAGAGUCGUUGAGAAUGAAACAAUUUCCUGAACUUAUUUGUAAAGCAUUUGAUAAUAAUGAAAAUGUUGAUAAAGUGUGA